Messenger RNA from Tetrahymena thermophila SB210, 1206 nucleotides. RefSeq names its product nematoblast specific protein. Lineage: Eukaryota; Ciliophora; Oligohymenophorea; Hymenostomatida; Tetrahymenidae. The transcript has a single exon. The record is from RefSeq and is a predicted model, not a curated record.
AUGACUGACAUAAAAAUACCUUUUGGUUGGAACUCUUACUAAACUUGUUCAACAAAUAGAUGUUCUUAUUCUUCUAUUUAAGAGCAAGGAGUGUCUUAUUGGAACGAUUCUAAUAUUAUCAUAAGUCUUUUCUUCUAUGUUGCAAUUGCUGGAACUUACAAUAUUACCCUUUAGUCUGCUGAAGUAUAGAGAUCAGCAGAACUUUAAGUUAGUAUACCCUCUAUCUCAUACAAUUACCUUGCAAACUUUGAUACUGAUAGCUUGAAUCUGUCUCUUGGUGCCAUCCAAAUUUAAAACUCUGGUUACUUGUAAGUAAAUUUUAAAGGCACUAAUUCUUCAGUAAAUAAAAAAGCUGGCUAUUAUCCUUAAUUAAACUCUUUUGUUCUCUCAGGUUCGAAAAACAAAAAUUCUAUAUAUUAUGUUAAUGACUCUUUUUCAUCACAUUUUGGCAGAAGAGGUCCUUCAGUUCAUUUAACAUAUAACUUAGAAUCUGAUCAAAAUAUCCAAUAAUUCUUCAAUGAAGCUAAUGUUCCUAAGUACUGGGAUGCAGUAGGUACUUAUGCAAUGGCAAUAGGCUUUGACUACGGAUAUUUUGGAAUGUAAGUAAAUUCUGAAUCUGAAAGAAGAAUUCUUUUUUCUGUAUGGAGUCCAUAGUCAACUGAUGACUCAUCUUAAAUAUCAGAUGAGAAUACUGUUAUUUUAGAUUCUAAAGGUAACAACACCGUUAUUAACUCUUUUGGAGGUGAAGGUUCUGGCGGAUAGAGCUAUCUAGUUUAUCCUUGGGUUGCAGGUGUUUCAUAUUAAUUCAAGCUUGUUGGUUAGCCUUCUACAAACGGGUACUCAGUAUUUAGUGCUUAUUUUAAGGAUCCUACUAAUUCCUAAGAUUAUAUUUUAAUUGCUUCAUGGAAAAGACCAAAAACAUAAUCAUACUUAAGUGGUUUAUAUUCAUUUUUAGAAAACUUUGAUCCAGAAAAAGGAAAUAUUUCAAGAAAAGUGUACUAUAAUAACUAAAAGGCAAUUGAUAACUUAGGUAAUUAAGUAAAAGUAUUAUCAGCUUACUUUACUUAUGAUGAAACAGCUCAAUAAAAACAGAGACUGGAUUAUGACGGUGGUGUAAAUAACUUAAAUGGAUAUUACCUUAGAAAUUGUGGCUUUUUUAAUAAGACUAAUGUUAAGUAAGGAGAUACUUUCAUAAAAAAUAAAUGA